This is a messenger RNA of Etheostoma cragini (Arkansas darter), 1234 nucleotides long. RefSeq names its product CD209 antigen-like protein E. Gene Ontology annotation, molecular function: fucose binding; D-mannose binding. Lineage: Eukaryota; Metazoa; Chordata; Actinopteri; Perciformes; Percidae. Gene Ontology annotation, cellular component: external side of plasma membrane. Gene Ontology annotation, biological process: biological process involved in interspecies interaction between organisms. The transcript is spliced from 6 exons. The record is from RefSeq and is a predicted model, not a curated record. Bases 92 to 991 code for a protein of 299 amino acids.
AAUAUUGACAGAGCAGCCACCUCAUACAGAUAAAAGUGACAUGCUAAGAGAUUUUUAAGUAAAAACCUGAAGAACAGACGGAUAUCCAGACAUGAUUUUAAAUAGAGACAACAGCAAAGAUGGAAAAUCAUUGCAACAUAACAUAAGCAAAGACUCUAUAUGCACAGUCAAAGUUGGAUCCAGAAGUCUUCCGCUGUAUCCGUUGGUUAUCGUGUGUUUAGGAAUGCUAAACACUAUUCUGAUGUUAACUCCUGUUGUUAUUGGGAUUAAAUAUGGCCAAAUCAGUGAGGAAUCCACUCCACACCAAAUAACAGCACAAGAACUCAUCAUAGAGGUAAAGGAACUUCACACAAUGCAGACUAAAGCAAUUAAAGCUCAAGAAGAGGCCCAACAAGCAUUAGAGAAAGAGCUCAGGAGCCAUCAGCAACUUAAACUGCAGUUAAAACAUAACAAGACCAUCAACGAUGCCAUUGAGAGGCAGUAUGAGACACUACAGUUUGAGAGAGCAAUGCUACAGUCCGAAACAUUGGAUCUCCGGGAAAAUUGUGGACAUUGCCAGUCCGGAUGGGUUUUAAUAUACACAUCCUGCUACUUCCAUUCUUCAUCAGCACAUGAUCCCUUGAAGAACUGGCAAGACAGCAGGGUGGAUUGUAUCAGGCGUGGGGCCGAUCUGGCUGUGAUUGAUAACCUGGAGGAGCAGGUAAAUCUUUUUGAGUACCUACCUAAACAGAAUCCAAGCAUUGGACCAUGGAGGAGCAAGCCAGAGGGCAUUUGGAUUGGCCUUACGGAUAUUCAAACAGAGGGCAAAUGGGUGUGGGUCAAUAAUGUGACUCAGCAGGAUGGAGGGUACUGGAUACAAGGGGAGCCCAACAAUUUGGGGCCUUUGGGUGAGGACUGUGCAGCACUUAAGAGCAUUAACCCUAGGGCAACAUGGUUUGAUGGUAACUGCCAGGUAAACAGAGAAUGGUUAUGUGAAAUGGAACCCAACUAGCAGUGGAGAGCAUGGUGGUCCCCAUCAAGGCUGAGCUUCAGGCUCCUCAAAGAAGUCGACUCCAUAUUGUCAAACAAGCUGCCAUCAUAUGAGAAGAGAAGACCCAGUUAUUUUCCCUAUCUGGAUAUGUUGUAUGCAAGUUUAUUUGGUCUUGAAUAAAUACAUGGAAUAUAAUAACAACAGUGGUACUUAAAUGCAGUUGUGCUAAAGUUGCUAAUCAUCUUCUGGUUGUAUCUUGAAAUU